AUGGAUUCUAUCGGCUUAUUCGAAGCAUCCCUAUCUCUUUUUUGUUUUCUCAUAUUCUAUUACUUGUUAAUUAAGAAACAGUCUGGUUACUUGCUCAUCAAGAAAGCCCUUCAAUGCUAUGCAUGGAACUGGCCUGUUCUUGGGAUGCUUCCAGCUUUGCUUGUCUGGCACAAUGGGUUCGAUGACGUCAUGUGGUUCAUUGAGAAGAACAACUUGACAUUUCUAUUCAAGGGUCCAUGGUUCACUAGAAUGGAUGCCUUGAUCACGGUUGAUCCAUCUAAUAUACAUCAUAUAUUAACCUCAAAUUUCUCCAACUACAUCAAAGGACCUGAGUUCAAAGAGAUAUUCGAUUUUUUCGGAGACGCGAUAUUCAACACUGAUUCAGAGCUAUGGAAGAAUCAAAGAUUGUCUUUCCAGGGGAUGCUCAAUCAUCAAGGUUUUCAAAACUUUUCAAUGAGUGUCACAACAAGUAAACUCAAGGACGUGCUUCUUCCUCUUUUCAAUCACUAUGCGGAGGAAGGGACAGUGGUGGACUUGCAAGAUGUGUUCGGGAGAUUCAUGUUCGAUACAACCCUAGUUACAAUCACCGGGUCUGAUCCUCAAUGUCUCUCCACUGAAAUGCCAUUGGUUCAGCUCGCAAAAGCCUUCGAUAGUGCCGGGGAUGCCAUUUUAUUUAGGCAUAUCUUACCAAAGUUCUUGUGGAAGUUGCAAAAGCGGAUGAGGUUGGGACAAGAGAAGAAGUUGAUAGAAGCAGGUGCAACUUUUGAUAGAAUCUGCGCGAAAUAUAUAAUUGAAAAGAGAGAAGAGAUAAGAUUACAAAGAAAUGGAGAGAGUGAAGAUCUUUUAACAGCUCACAUAAAGCUAGAUACAAGCAAGUACAAGCUCUUGAAACCAAACGAUGAUAAGUUCCUUAGAGAUGCCAUUUUAUCUAUCAUUGUCGCGGGGAGGGAUACAACUACCACUGCUCUCACUUGGUUUUUCGGUCUCCUCUUAAAAAACCCUCACGUGGAAGCCAAAAUUCGCCAAGAGAUCAACACAAAUCUACCAAAAGACGGUCAAGAAAGUUCAUGGUCGGUUCUAGAGCGUAGAGCGUAUUUGAACAAGUUGGUGUAUCUACACGGGGCGUUGUAUGAAGCAUUGAGACUCUAUCCACCAGUUCCGUUCCAGCGCAAGGCUCCUUUAAAAUCAGACGUACUUCCAAGUGGGCACAAAGUCGAUGCGAACUCUAUGAUUCUCAUCCCUCUCUAUGUUUUAGGGAGGAUGAGACCUGUAUGGGGAGAUGACGCGUUGGAAUUUAAGCCAGAGAGAUGGGUUUCAGAUACUGGAGGGUUGAGGCAUGAGACUUCCUCCAAGUUCUUAACGUUUAACUCGGGACCAAGAAGUUGUCCUGGUAAGCAUUUAGCUAUGACUGCAAUGAAGACCAUAGUCGUGGAAAUAUUACAAAACUAUGACCUUAAGCUCAUUGAAGGACAGAAAAUUGAGCCAAAGCCUAGUCUUGUUCUUCAGAUGAAUAAUGGGCUUAGAGUCACGCUUACUAAAAGAUGUUCAGCUUGA
Messenger RNA from Eruca vesicaria subsp. sativa (arugula), 1554 nucleotides. The record is from the annotation of a GenBank genome assembly. NCBI's taxonomy places the organism in Eukaryota, Viridiplantae, Streptophyta, Magnoliopsida, Brassicales, Brassicaceae.